AUGGAGACAAUGCAAUCGACUGAGAGGGCGUUUCCCAAACGCGGGAGACCGGGCGUACGGCAAAAACCGAGUCGCAAACAAAUCAAGCUGUUCUUAUGUUUUCGUCAGCACCAUGGACGGGGAAAACGUCCGGCAAUUGACAAUAGAAAUCUUCUGUUCGGUGCCCCGUCUGCUGUGCAAUACCCGUCUAUUAACUGGAAAAGCAGACCAGGUCGUGAGCUCAAAACGAACCACAAGAAAAAUCUACACGCUCAACAGUGUGUAUGCCCUGAGGAAAGAAAGCAAAGAGCAGCCGAAAGGGACUGUUACGCCUACACAAGAGAGGAUGUUCCAGGACUCGCGGGAGUCCGUCGCGUUCGCUCGGAAGCAGCGGGCGAGAAACAGAGUCCAACAAGUCUCGAGUAUCUGCAGCAGAUUCCUGACCCUCUCUCCAAGAUGUGGAAUCACGUAGCGAGGUGGAGGAAAACGGAAUGA
Molecule: messenger RNA, 474 nt
Organism: Toxoplasma gondii ME49
Lineage: Eukaryota; Apicomplexa; Conoidasida; Eucoccidiorida; Sarcocystidae
Exons: 1
Coding region: 1-474 (157 amino acids)
Source: RefSeq, a predicted model, not a curated record